Messenger RNA from Ipomoea triloba (trilobed morning glory), 2048 nucleotides. Its product is annotated as PR5-like receptor kinase. NCBI's taxonomy places the organism in Eukaryota, Viridiplantae, Streptophyta, Magnoliopsida, Solanales, Convolvulaceae. The transcript has 4 exons. Gene Ontology annotation, biological process: protein phosphorylation. The coding region runs from base 429 to 1985 and encodes 518 amino acids. The record is from RefSeq and is a predicted model, not a curated record. Gene Ontology annotation, molecular function: ATP binding; protein kinase activity.
UCAUAUGCAUACUUGUUUUCCAUUAUUCUUCAUUGCUUUCCAACAGCCAGUACUGCAACCCUUCAUCCUGCGGGACCAUCCACAAUAUUAGCUUCCCUUUUCGACUAAAUACUGAUCCACAGCAUUGUGGCCAUCCCGAUUACCAAUUAACUUGUGAACAAACCCGAGCAGUGUUAGCUUUACAUUCCGGGAAAUACUAUGUUCAAUCCAUCAAUUACGACAACUACACUGUCCGUGUGGUUGAUCCUGGUCUACAACAAAACAACAUCUGCUCCUUUCCACGAUAUGCGUUAGCUCAGUACAGUUUUCCAAGAUACGAUGACAGUUAUCCAUAUGACAUCACCACACCUGAGAAGGAGACACCAUCUGGCAGGCUAGACACAACUUUAAUUACUGUACCAAUUAUUUUCUUGAGGUGUCCGUUCCCAAUGAAGUCUUCCGCUUUUGUAGAAACCACUAAAGAGUGUUGGAAUAAAAGCAGUGACUCUUCUGGGGGCUAUGCUUAUGCUUAUGCUAAGCUAGGCUCCCUCAAUGCAUCGGAUUUAAGAAUUUCAUGCCGGGUUGAGCUCAUAACUAUGACAUCCUGGCGAAUUCAAGAGAAGAAUGUAAGUAGUAGUCUAUUGGAAAUCCAUAAUGCUUUGAUGUAUGGAUUUGAGCUAUCCUGGUUCCCGGCUAUUUGUCAACAGCAUUGCGGGAGUAGAUGGUGUCACUUUGACAUGAAAAAUGAGAUUAGCUGCUUCAGAUACAAAGUAGGUAUGUCAGGGACGAAAAUAUGGCCUUUUCUUCUGGGUAUACUAAAGAACAUACAGUUUUAUCUUGUGGGUGUCCGCCAACUUGCGGUUAUGAUCUCUGCAGCAAAGAUUAUAAUUGGAGUUCCAUGCGCAGUUGUGUUUCUAAUUAUCAAAUUCCGCAGAAGGCAUCUUUCAGUGUUCGAAGCAAUCGAAAAUUUCCUCAGCGCUGACAACAAUCUGUUGCCCAUCAGAUACUCCUACAAACACAUCAAGAAUAUGACCAAAGCCUUCAAGGAGAAGUUGGGAGAAGGGGGCUUCGGUUCUGUUUACAAAGGCAAACUUCGAAGUGGGAGCGAUGUUGCAGUGAAGAUAAUAAGCAAGCCUAAGUCUAAUGGCCAAGAUUUCAUCAAUGAAGUUGCUUCCAUGGGAAGGAUUCAUCAUGUCAACAUUGCUCGACUUGUUGGAUAUUGUGCAGAGAAUUCUAAGCGUGCUCUUGUUUACGAUUUUAUGUCUAAUGGAUCCCUUGACAAAUACAUUAAUCAAGGAGCUGAUGCAAGUUUGUUGAAUUGGCAAAGGAAGUUUGAAAUUACAAUAAGAGUAGCUCGUGGGAUUGAUUACUUGCACCGAGGCUGUGACAUUCAAAUUCUACAUUUUGACAUCAAACCGCACAAUAUACUUCUAGAUGAGAACUUCAUUCCAAAAAUCUCUGAUUUUGGUCUCGCAAAACUAUUUCCUACCGAUAAAAGCAUUGUAACGCUUACAGCAGCCCGUGGAACAAUUGGGUAUGUGGCACCAGAGUUGAUCAACAGAAGCAUUGGAGCCAUUUCACACAAAGCCGAUGUUUAUAGCUUUGGAAUGCUACUGAUGGAAAUGUUAGGCCUAAAGAAAAUUCCAGUUACUGGGCAAGAUGAGUCGAGUCAAUACUUCCCGUCAUGGAUUUACAAUGAUAUCAACAAAGGCAAGGCAAUUGAGAUGGGAGAAUUAGAUGAGGACGAGAAGAGAAUUACAAAGAAGAUGACCAUAGUUGGGCUUUGGUGCAUCCAAACCAGUCCAAUUCCGAGGCCUUCAAUGAGUAGGGUGGUUGAAAUGCUUGAAGGAGAUGUUGAGCUGCUGCAAAUGCCAACUGAUAUUUUCCUUUCAGAGCCAAUUAUGGAAGUGGAUCAAGAACAGAGUUCCAUGCCAGAAUCAUCUGAAUCCAUAGCAUUUUUGGCCAAUUCUGCUAGUUCCAACAGCAUAGGUAUAAUUGUGGAUUAAAGGUGGUACGUAAUCACUUUAGCGCGGUGUGGAUUAGAUGGUCCCAUUAUUAUCACAUUGCUG